Molecule: messenger RNA, 210 nt
Organism: Racocetra fulgida
Lineage: Eukaryota; Fungi; Glomeromycota; Glomeromycetes; Diversisporales; Gigasporaceae
Source: the annotation of a GenBank genome assembly
GACGGAGAAGAAAUCGAAGAAUCUUAUUUACUUCCUCGCUCAUAUUCUUUUGUUCAAGAAAAUACCAGUGAAUGUUUCAAUAACAUUCAAGAUGAAAUUGGUGAAUGUUCCAACUCCAAUAACAUUGAUGUUGAAAUCGAUGAUAAAGAAUAUUCAAAUAAUGAAAAUAAUGAUAUUGAAAUGUUUGAUACAGACAUGUUUGAAUUUUGA